This is a messenger RNA of Carlito syrichta (Philippine tarsier), 5574 nucleotides long. It is a transcript of the gene FER1L6, whose product is annotated as fer-1 like family member 6. The transcript is spliced from 40 exons. The coding region runs from base 1 to 5574 and encodes 1857 amino acids. Gene Ontology annotation, cellular component: membrane. Lineage: Eukaryota; Metazoa; Chordata; Mammalia; Primates; Tarsiidae. The record is from RefSeq and is a predicted model, not a curated record. Gene Ontology annotation, biological process: plasma membrane organization.
AUGUUUGGGCUGAAGCUGAAGAAGAAGCAGAAGAAGAAGGCCGAGAAGGGGCUGGUCCUGGCUAACAAGGCUGUGCAAGAUGGACAAGGGGAAGAAGAGCCACAGGAGGGAACCUCUCACCAGGAUGGGCCAGGAGGCGAUCUGGUUUGCGAUGAUGGGUCUGUCACUCCUGUCUCCUCAGCUCCCCCAAAGAGAAGAUCAAAGCUGUUGGCCAAAAUCCACGAUGGAGAGGUGAAGUCCCAGAAUUACCAAAUCGCCAUCACCAUCACUGAGGCCCGCCAGCUGGUGGGUGAGAACAUUGACCCGAUUGUCACCAUCGAAGUUGGGGAUGAGAAGAAGCAGAGCACGGUGAAGGAGGGAACCAACAGCCCAUUUUACAAUGAAUACUUUGUCUUUGACUUCGUCGGACCCCAAGUGCACCUCUUUGACAAGAUCAUCAAAAUCUCAGUCUCCCACCACAAGCUGAUAGGAAGCGUGCUGAUCGGCUCGUUCAAGGUGGACCUGGGCACCGUGUACAACCAACCCGGUCAUCAGUUCUGCGACAAGUGGGCUCUGCUCACAGACCCCGGCGACAUCAGGACCGGCACCAAGGGGUACCUGAAGUGUGACAUCAGCGUGACCGGGAAAGGCGACGUCCUGAAGCCCAGCCCCAAGACCUCCGACGCCGAGGAGCAGAUCGAAAGGAACCUGUUGAUCCCUGAAGGCUUUCCUUCCGAGAGACCCUGGGCCAGAUUCUACGUGAGGCUCUACGAGGCAGAGGGGCUGCCCAAGAUGAACUCCAGCAUCAUGGCGAAUGUCACUAAGGCGUUUGUGGGGGACAGCAAGGACCUCGUGGACCCCUUCGUGGAGGUCUCCUUCGCUGGGCAGACGGGACGCACCACGGUGCAGAAGAACUGUGCGGACCCUGUGUGGCAUGAGCAGGUGGUCUUCAAGGAGAUGUUCCCCCCCUUGUGUCGGAGGGUGAAGAUCCAGGUGUGGGACGAGGGCAGUGUGAACGACGUGGCGCUGGCCACCCACUUCAUCGACCUGAAGAAGAUCUCCAACGAGCAGGAAGGCGACAAAGGUUUCCUGCCCACCUUCGGACCCGCUUGGAUCAACCUGUACGGCUCGCCCAGGAACCACAGCUUGAUGGACGACUACCAGGAGCUGAAUGAGGGUUUCGGGGAAGGCGUGUCCUUCAGAGGCAGAAUCUUGGUGGAGAUCGCUGUGGAGAUCCUCUCGGGACGGGCACAGGAGUCCAAAUUUUCCAAGGCCCUGAAGGAGCUCAAGUUGUCUUCCAAGGACAAGGACUCCAAAUCUGCCAAAGGCUCGAGCAAAGACAAGGCAGACAGAACUGACGACGGGAAACCCCAGCAGGCUUCAGACAAGACCCACUCCACAGAGGUCGAGGUGGAGCUGUUCGACGUGCCCCCGGAGGUAGUGCCAGAAAAAUAUGAGGACUUUUUGCUCUUUGGAGCAUUUUUCGAAGCGACCAUGAUUGACCGGAAGAUUGGAGAGAAACCUAUCAGCUUUGAAGUUUCCGUCGGCAACUUUGGAAACCUGAUCGACGGAGGGUCCCACCGCGGGAGUAAACAGAGGGCAACCGAGCCAGCCAAAGAAGACCAACUGUCACUGCUGCAUGAGGGACACGGGGAGGCCCCCCACGAGGCUGCCUUCCCCAUGGCCUCCACCACCCACCCAGAGAAGCCACAGGUCACAGAAGGGAACAGGAAUUACAACUAUCUGCCAUUUGAGGCCAAGAAGCCCUGUGUCUGCUUCAUCAGCUCCUGGGGAGACCAGACCUUCAGGCUGCACUUGUCCAACAUGCUGGAGAAAAUGGCGGACCUCCUGGAAGAAAGUAUAGAAGAAGUGAGAGAAUUGGUCAAGAUUUCAGAGGAGGCCCCAGAAGAGAAAAUGAAGACGGUGCUCAGUGACUUCAUCGCUCAAAGCAGUGCCUUUAUCUCUGAAGCAGAAAAAAAGCCCAAGAUGCUGAACCAAACCACUUUAGAUAAGAAGCGACUUACUCUCUGUUGGCAGGAGCUGGAGGCAAUGCAGAAGGAGGCCGAGGGAAUCAUUCAGCAGCAGAAGAAAAAGUUGUCGCUUGAAGACAUGAUCCGGGAAGCCCAGAACUUUGUGGAAAAAAUCCGCUUUCUCGUUGAUGAGCCCCAGCACACCAUCCCCGACGUCUUCGUCUGGAUGCUCAGCGGCAACAAGAGGGUGGCCUACGCCCGCAUCCCCUCCAAGGACCUGCUGUACUCUCCUGCCACCGAGCAGAUGGGCAGACACUGCGGCAAGAUCAAAACCCACUUCCUCAAACUUCCUGGAAAGCGGCCGACUGGCUGGUCGGUGCAGGCAAAAGUCGACGUGUACCUGUGGCUGGGCUCCACCCGGCACGCCAGCACCAUGUUGGACAACUUGCCGGCGGGCUAUGAAGCUGAAAUGCCCUCCAAAGGGGCGGGCGCCCACCACCCCCCCACCAACCUGCUCUACCCAGCCCGGCACACCUUCCAGCUGAGAGCGCACAUGUACCAAGCCCGGGGCCUCAUCGCAGCUGACAGCACCGGACUCUCCGACCCCUUUGCCAAGGUCACUUUCCUGUCUCACUGCCAGACCACAAAGGUCAUCUCGCAGACGCUCUCUCCCACCUGGAACCAGAUGCUGCUGUUCAACGACCUGGGGGUGCACGGGGACGAGAAGGAGCUGCAGGAGUCCCCGCCCUUGGUGGUGGUGGAGCUGUACGACAGCGACGCGGUGGGGAAGCCGGAAUACCUGGGUUCCACGGUGGCCGCGCCUGUGGUGAAGCUGGCUGGCCAGGACUACGAGCCCCCCAGGCUGUGCUACCACCCCAUUUUCUGCGGGAACCUCUCUGGAGGGGACCUCCUUGCCGUGUUUGAGCUGCUACAGGUCCCUGCAUCUGGGCCGCAAGGGCUCCCUCCUGUCGACCCGCCAGAUGUCGCCCAGAUCUAUCCGGUGCCUGCCAACAUCCGGCCGGUGUUGAGCAAGUACCGAGUGGAGGUGCUCUUCUGGGGAGUCCGGGAGAUGAAGAAGGUGCAGCUCCUGUCGGUGGACCGGCCGCAGGUGCUGGUCGAGUGUGGGGGCCGCGGAGUGAAGUCCUGUGUGAUCCAGAGCUACAAGAACAACCCAAACUUCAGCGUGCAGGCUGAUGCCUUCGAAGUGGAGCUGCCGGAGAACGAGCUGUUGCACCCGCCCCUGAGCCUCUGCGUGGUGGACUGGCGCGCCUUUGGCAGGAGCACACUGGUGGGCACCUACACCGUCAACUGUCUCAAGCAAUUCCUGUGCAAACCCAGGGAGCCCCCGGCCCUCGGCCCACAGGAGGACAGGAGCCCACCCGGGCCAGAUGCACUCACAGCCACCGAGUCUUCUGAACCCCUCAACGCCUCCCAGGACCUCCCAACUGAUCACAUCUAUGUGGAUGUUGAGCCGCCAGCCACAGUGGUACCCGACUCUGCCCAGGCCCGGCCGGCUGUCCUGGUUGACAUCCCUGACUCCUCCCCAGUGCUAGAGCCUGAGCACAAACCUGCAGCCCAGGAGUCACCAAGAGACGGAAAAGUGAAGGAUGCCAGGAAGCCUUCCCGGAGGUCCACUAAAAGGAGAAAGCGGACCAUCGCAGAUGAGUCUGCUGAAAACGUCAUUGACUGGUGGUCCAAGUAUUAUGCGUCCCUGAAGAAAGCACAGAAGGCAAAGGAGAAAACCCUCAAGGAGAAAAAAGGCGGAGCAGAGGCAACACCAGGUGAGGUCGUGGUAGACAUGGAAGAUGGCCCAAAGAAGAAGAAAGACAAAAUGCUCAAGAAGAAAAUCAGAGAUGAUGGAAUCCCCAACCUGGCCAUCUUGCAGAUAUAUGACGGCGAGCUCGAGAGCGAAUUCAACAAUUUUGAAGACUGGGUGAAGACCUUUGAGCUCUUCAGAGGCAAAUCUACAGAAGACGACCAUGGUCUUGAUGGAGACCGAGUCGUGGGAAAAUUUAAGGGCUCCUUCUGCAUUUACAAAAGCCUCGAGGACUCUGGCUCCGAGGACAGCGGGCAGCUGAGGAUCCAGCAGGGGAUUCCACCCAACCACCCUGUCAACGUCCUGAUCAGGGUGUAUGUCGUGGCGGCAUUUAAUCUCAGCCCAGCUGAUCCCGAUGGCAAGUCAGACCCUUACAUUGUGGUCAAGCUUGGAAAAACAGAAAUCAAAGACCGGGACAAAUACAUCCCCAAACAGCUGAACCCGGUAUUCGGAAGGUUAUUCGAGAUCCAAGCCACAUUCCCAAAGGAGUCCCUGCUCUCCGUCCUGAUCUAUGACCAUGACAUGAUCGGGACAGACGACCUCAUUGGUGAGACCAAGAUCGACCUGGAGAACCGCUUCUAUAGCAAACACCGCGCCAUCUGCGGCUUGCAGAGCCAGUAUGAAAUAGAAGGUUACAAUGCCUGGAGAGACACAUCCAAGCCCACGGAAAUCCUCGCCAAGCUCUGCAAAGACAACAAACUGAACGGGCCCUACUUCCGCCCUGGGAAAAUACAGAUAGGAAACCAGGUCUUUUCUGGAAAAACCGCCUUCACUGAAGAGGACACUGAGGAGAUAGUGGAGUCCUAUGAACACUUGGCCCUCAGGGUCUUACGUUCCUGGGAGGACAUCCCGGAAGUCGGGUGUCGGCUGGUUCCCGAGCACAUAGAAACUCGGCCACUGUACCACAAGGACAAGCCGGGCAUGGAGCAGGGCCGCCUGCAGAUGUGGGUAGACAUGUUUCCCAAGGAGAUGCCUCAGCCUGGCCCGCCUGUGGACAUUUCUCCAAGGCGACCCAAAGGGUAUGAAUUGAGAGUGACUAUCUGGAACACCGAAGAUGUCGUUUUGGAGGACGAGAAUAUCUUCACGGGCCAAAAGUCAAGUGACAUUUAUGUUAAAGGGUGGCUCAAGGGCUUGGAGGACGACAAACAGGAGACGGACGUGCACUACAACUCCCUGACCGGGGAGGGAAACUUCAACUGGCGCUUCCUGUUUCCGUUCCAGUACCUCCCUGCCGAGAAGCAGAUGGUCAUCACCAAGCGGGAGAGCAUCCUCUCGCUGGAGAAGACAGAGCGGAAAACCCCCGCCGUGCUAGUGCUCCAGGUCUGGGAUUUUGAGAGGCUGUCCUCCGACGACUUCCUGGGCUCCCUGGAGAUGAACCUCAACAGCUUCCCACGAGCGGCCAAGUCCGCCAAGGCCUGCGACCUCGCCAAGUUUGAGCACGCCAGUGAGGCGAGCAAGAUCUCCAUAUUCCAGCAGAAGCGCGUGCGUGGCUGGUGGCCUUUCGCCAAAAGCAAAGAGCUCACGGGCAAGGUUGAAGCUGAGUUCCACCUCGUUACAGCAGAAGAAGCUGAGAAAAAUCCUGUCGGAAAAGCCCGGAAGGAGCCAGAGCCCUUGGCCAAGCCCAACCGCCCGGACACCUCCUUCUCCUGGUUCGUGAGCCCCUUUAAGUGCCUGUAUCACCUCAUCUGGAAGAACUACAAGAAGUACAUCAUCAUCGGCUUCAUCCUCAUCAUCCUCAUCAUCUUCCUGGUGCUUUUCAUCUAUACCCUGCCGGGGGCCAUCAGCCGGAGGAUUGUCGUGGGCUCGUAG